AUGAUUGCUGGAGGAUUUGCAGGAGGAAGAGUAACAAAAUCCUCCCACAAGAGACACUUGAAAGAAGUCUACCAGGUUAAUGAGGAAGCUGAAACACCCGACCUACCUGCAAUCACCUUUACAAAAGAAGUUGCCCAAGGGGUAUCACUCGGACAAGAUGACCCUGUCGUGAUCACGAUGAUACUUGCUAAUGCAAACCUCCAUAGAACCUUGGUAGAUCAAGAGAAAACAUCCUUUAUCACUCCUAAGGCAGACUACUGCUACGUGGUAAUGCCAUUUGGGUUGAAAAAUGUUGUGACCACUUAUCAACAGCUAAUGAACAAGGUGUUCUCACCUCACCUUGGAAAAUUGAUGGAUUUUUACAAGGACAACAUGCUUGUCAAGACCAAGGAAGAAACUAGCUUGCUGCUCAACCUCACAGAAGUAUUUAGCACGAUAAGACAGCGCGGGAAGAAACUAGCUUGCUGUCCAAUCUCACAAAGUGCACCUUUGUAG
Molecule: messenger RNA, 495 nt
Organism: Arachis stenosperma
Lineage: Eukaryota; Viridiplantae; Streptophyta; Magnoliopsida; Fabales; Fabaceae
Exons: 2
Coding region: 1-495 (164 amino acids)
Source: RefSeq, a predicted model, not a curated record